Messenger RNA from Pocillopora meandrina, 18220 nucleotides. The record is from the annotation of a GenBank genome assembly. NCBI's taxonomy places the organism in Eukaryota, Metazoa, Cnidaria, Anthozoa, Scleractinia, Pocilloporidae.
AGUACCUUUCCUGAAAGAGUGACAGACUUCACAAUGCAUGAAGUAUGUGGAGUAUGUUGAGUAUGUUGCCUGUAUAUGAUUUAUUUGCAGUUUUUUGAUCAACAAAUUCUGUGAACAAUGAAAUAUCUUUGUUUCAGGAAACAAUGAAUGAGUUGUAAACAAGAACGAAGAUGAAGUUCGAACACUCUUGGUGACUGCUGCAAUUUCAGGGUUUUCUUGCGCGCAGAGAGUGGCGAAGGCUGUGACAAAAACCGGUAAGUACACGCUGCAUACUAUCUAGAAUUGUCCACCCCACAAUUUUUAUGUGUAACAACAUAAUCUCCUGCCUCUUCUUGGUGAGCUUUGAAAAACAAGUAUAGACAACAAUGGAUACUUAUCGUCUGCAAAUAAAUGGCGGAGUACUUUCUGGUUUCGCACAUUUUUUUUCGCGAAACGAGGUUGAUUGUGAUUAAUUGUGAGUGUAACCGAGGUUAAAAGAGGUCUUGAAACACUCCAAGAAACCACUUAAUAAUGAUGGUUUGAUUGCUACACCAACUUGUCAAUGGAAACCGAGAGGGGUAACUACUUGGUAUUGGUCUGGUCAGGUACACAAAUAGUGGUCCCGUAAUAGUUUUUCCUAAGUGCGACUACAGAUGUUAAGGGCCUGUUUACAUGGAAGUGGGGGACCCCAGGUAGGUGAGGUAACCUGCCUAAGUGGGGUAACCCGCCUGUCCAUAUAAAUUCUUAUUUUAUUUCGAUCACAUUUAUAUGAUAGUUGGGGGUGACCUGCCUAGGUGGGUUGCCCGGUCUGCCAGGUAGGGUAACCCUGUCAGCCAGGGUGACAAUUUGCCAUGUAAACGUGUCAAGGUGGGGUAACCUGCCUAGCAGGGGUCGCAUUCAUGGCAAAAGCUCAAAAGCGAAACAUGUGUUUUAAAACUUUGUACAUUUCCUGUCUGUCUCAUGGCAGAAAUCAUCAGAAACUGCAACAGACACACAAGGAGUGUAAAAUGUUCACAUUUUGGAAUAUUUAGCAUUGUAAAUCAACCACAUUUGGUUUCCCAAACUGUUCCGUAUAAUGUAUUAAGUCAACAGUUACUUGCACAACCAAACACCGUGUAACACAACACGUGACACUUUCAGGAAUAAAUACAUAUCUGCCUGAGAAUUAAUCCUUUGUCUUUUUCGAGAUGUGAGCUUGGGAUGCCUCUGCUCAAACUCCUUAAUUGCAAGCACAACAACAACCUCAAGAAACCUCACCCCAGCACCCUGGGUUGCAAGAUUGCAUGUAAACACUUUUUAUUUUUCAACCACGGUUAGGCAGGUUACCUCACCAAUAUAUAACUAUAGUUACAAUAUAUAACUGAUCUAUUAUAAAUAAUCACAUCACUCGAUUGAAAGGAAAGUCACAAAAAUUUAUUCACAUUAUUCCAGUACUGUUAUUCAACUAUUAUAUUCUACCUCAGCAUAAUAGCCUGAACAAAGACAAACAUUUUGUUCAAAAAUACUGUCACAACACUUUCUUUUCAAAGGAUGAUUUACUUUUUUAUAUACAAUGGCCAUUUCAAAUACAUAGUCUUUAUUUUGAUUUAUUUACAGUUUAUAAUAAGUAUAACCCUGGCUUUAUAGAAGAAUCCUUUUAAUUAGCACAAGUCAUGUUACCUCACAAAAUUAUGGGUUAGAAAUAUAAAUUUAGAGAACACUUCUUUCCCAAAGAUUUUACAUUUCUAUAUGAACAGGGAAAACCAGAAGUCAUUCUAUAAACUGCAUAAAUAUUUCUGUCUUAUUGUAAAAGGAUAAUCAGCCCCUCUCAAAGGAAUUCUUAAUCUCAUUGUUCAUAAAUUAUAUUUUCUGCUGUUGGUGCUUUUGUCAUCUACUAUAAACAGGAUAUUGCUUAAACCCAAAUUUUUGUUCAUUCAGCUGGUAAGAAUCACAUACUCAUCGUUGCUCUCAACAUCCAUGCUAUCGUCAUCAUAACUAACAACAGAAGAGGUGGUCCUCUUGUCAUUAUCCUUGUCUUUCAGUUCUUUGCUUGUCUCACUACGGUUAAUAGGAUAUUCAGUUAUAUCCAUGUUUUCUUUCAAACUAUCUUGGAAUUCUUUAACCAAGAUGCUUGGUUCAUUGUGAUAAGCAGUACUUGGUCCUUCAAUGGCAUCAGAGAUAACAUCUUUUUCCAUCUGGCUGUAUAAAAUAAGUGAUGAUUCUCCACCUGUUGAAGAUAUAAUUAUAAUUAUGUGUGGAAGUGAAAGGUAAAUUUAAUGAUUUUUAUUUAAGUAUUAUUAUAAUAGUACACAGCAUCCUGCUGUAGUUGUUCAACAAAAGGUUUUUCAGAAACAAAAUAACCAUGGUGUAAGAAGUAUAUCUUACCAUCUGUUGAUUCCUCCGUCAAAUUCAAAAAAGAUGUAGAUUUCCUAAGAAAAUGAUAACAACUAUAGCUCAGCAACAUCUCUGAUCACAGGUAAAAUUGAUUGAAAGUGAAGUACUAUCUGAAAUUUAUCAAGGUUUAAAUUAAUAAAUAUUUAGAUUUGUUCUAUCUUAAAUGAUCAACUCCCAAGAUCUGAUUGUUAAUUCUACCCUCAAGGUGCUACACAUUUCCCUGUAAAUUGGUGUUGAGAAUUUGGAGUGAGAUCAAGAUAAAAGCCUCUACCCUCAAGCUUGAGUAUUCUCAUUACCUUUUCUUUGUAUAAUGGAUGGAUAUCACAGGAAGAAGUGACAUGUUAAUCACUUCUGGGAGUUAGAAAGUUGAAGGAAAUGGAGCCUAACAGCUAAUGUGGCUGUCUCUGGCAAUCAAUUUAAAAUUCAAAUAAGAAGUUUGUGAAGAAACAUGAAGCAAUGGUGUAAUUUCCAAAUUGUGGAGAAAGGAUGUGGUCAGCCUUAAUUCCCUCGAAAAAUCUCCAUGGGAGGUCAUAACUGAUACACAAAAUUUGAGAGUCAUACCAGGGUAUUGUAACCUGAUGUUUGUCCUGGUAAGUAUGCAGCAUUGUGGAAACAACUGAUAGCAUGUUAUCAAAGUACUUGCACCCUGUCUUUUCAAUCUUGAUCAAAGCUUCUAAAAUUCUGAAACAUCAAGCAGCAAAUCAAAAACCAAAGAAAAAAAAUAAACUUUUUCAUAUAAUAAUUAAAUAUAAACUAAUUGAGUAAACAAAAAAGUACUCUCCUCCUAUGCUAAACAAUGAAAUUUAAUUUACAUAAAGGACUGAAAUUAAUACUCACAUUUUCAGCAUUACCAAGAUUUGCUUGAAACUUAAAACACACGGUCUGGCAAAGAGAUCCAAGACAUAACAUGACUUGCGCAAAAUGUAACAUGACCAAAGCUCAGCUUCUGUUGUGAUAUUGUUGGCAUCCAAAAGCACUGAGAGUUAAGAACAAAUUGGGACACAUGAGUAUGUACACAGCAGUAGAUACUCAUAACUUGAAAAAACCAUGCACCUUAUAACCAAAAACUAGGGUAACCCUUUGACCACCUACAGUGACUAGCAUCUAAUUUCUCCUUACACCAUCUCCCCAGAAUCACACAAUAAAAUAAUGUGAAUAAAGGAAAUGAUUAGAUCAUUGAUUGAAACAGUAUGCAGGGAAUCUUUUAACCCCUAACUCCUAAUAGUGACUGACAGCAUAUUUCUCCUUACUUUAUCAUUGUUGAAUCAAAGGUUUAGAUCAUGAGAAUAAAAGAAAUGAUAAAGAAAAGAAGCUUUUGAUUGUUACACAAAUUCUCUUUGUCAGCACCUUAGGAAAUGUUUACAGAACAGUAUGGAGAAUAUGAAAACUGAUGGUGAGGUGUAAAUGGUUAAUAUAAGAGCAUAUAUUAUAGACUUGCUUACUCAUGGAUAGUUUUGAUUCUCCUUCCUCCAAUUCAGUCUCAGCCCAAUGGCUUCCAGUCUCCUUGUAAUCACAGGAUAAGUUGUCAUCAUUAAAUGAUACAUCAGAACUGUGGCUUGCUCUCUGAAUAACACAUGAUUCCUGACAAUGGGUUAGUGGAGAACUACUGUGUAAUGGCAGAAUAUUGAACAUCACAGAGGCUGUUGUUAGUGACUCGAGCACUAGUGUAUCAGGAUCUGGUAAAUAAAUUCAUUGCAAAUUACAGUCAUUUCAAUCUUUGAUUAAAAAAUGUGUGUCCGUGUUAUAUAUAAAGAGAGUGAACAUAACUCAGAGCUGAGGGAGAGAAAAAACCCACAAGGAUAGUUUCCCUGGUUUUUGAAACAAUUCUUCUGUCCAUAACAUUAUUCCACCAGACAGGAAGAAAAAGUCUCUUCUUCCUCACCAUUUCACAGUUCAUGUUGUGGAAAACCAUUGAAAAAAUAACCUCUUGGAAGAGAGUUCAGAUUCAGGAAUGUGCAUUGCCAUUUUUAUUGGAUUAAGUGCCCUGGGGACCUAUUAAGUGUUUGGACCUUGAGAGUAGGCACUUCUUCAAAGUGAGGGGUUAUUUAUUUUUCACCAUUUUCAGCAAGUGGGAAGUCGAUUUUGCAACAAAACAGUAAAUAAUGACAUGACCUUAAGAUGUACCAUAUACAGUGAAUUUAGAGAUUGUAAGCCAGUAAAUAAUAAUCAAUAUUCUUCUUGUGUGUGGAGGGAAGGGGGGAGGGAAAUAGGAGGGUUUGGGUCCAUAUUUUAGGCCUAGCCUGCAAGUACUUUUCCUAACUAAAGGGUGGGGUCUUAUUUGAGGUUGGGCAUGUAAUUGAAUCAAUAUGAUAACCAACUGGAGCGUGUUAAAACAUAUCAACUGAUUGACACUUACAGUGCUCCUUUAGAAACCUCAGUGUAUCCCUGUAACCCUGCCUGCAGAUAUCAAUCAAGACCUCUUGGCUUGGUGGCCACAGUGCACGGGACAAUCUCCAAAUGUUACUCCCAGUAAAUUGCAUGCUAGUAUUUCGUAGUUCAAUGUGAAAUUCAUUUGAUGAAACAUCUUUAGGACAAAUGUCAUGUUCUCCACUAAAUGGGGACACUGUGAUAGUUUCUCCUUCUUUGAAGUGUUGUGGAAGAUUAUCAGAAAUUCCUCCAUCCACAUAAUACUGCAAAAGAAUUAGAGUAAAUUCAUUUUCCUAGUGAUACCAACUCUUGAGUUUCAUUUCUACUGUUUGAAAUUAGGUGAAAAGUUAAACCAUACAUUUGGGAGAAAUAAAAUUUAUAUUAUCUGGCAAUUAGUCUGUUGUAAUAAUUCAGGCAAUUUUCAUACUCCAGAUAAUUUAGUCCUUGAUGGUCCAUUGCAGAUAAAUUUUGUUAUAUACAUUGUAGAUAAGGAUUUGUUACAUAAUGAAGAGAGGUUGUGUGUUGUGUGAGUAACCAGAGAUACAAAGACAACCACUUUCUAACCAGUAAUUACAGAGGCCAACAUGUAAUAUAGCAUGACUGUUGAUGCAAGUUAAAGUAACAUACCUUUCCUCUGUAUACAGCUGGAAACAUUCCAGAAAAUACUGGUACAUAGGAACUGGCUACAAGUGCCUGUGGUAUUUAUGAAAUCAAAUAUAAAACUCAAUAUUACUGGGUAAUUUGAUGUGAUUUAUGAUAUCAAAAAUGAUUUGUUUUUUCUGACAAAAUGACUUAAAAUAAACUCAGUCUAAGUGUUAUUAAUUUGUAUUCAGAACCUUUAUAUCCUAGCAUCACAGUUCACAUUCUUCAUACUUUUCUCUAUACAUUUCCUAUGUUCCUCCAUUAUUCUUGUGACCUUAAUAUGUGACUCAGAUGUGAUAUUGUAAGGAGAAAUUAGAUGCAACAAUGUAAUCACUCUUGGGUUAAAAAAGAAAGGAGACAUCAAAUUCAUUCUGCAUUAACAUUAUUUUAAUGAGAAAAAAAAUUGAUCACAACCAAAAUGACAAGUAAACUCAAUAGUGAUUCAUUUCUCAGUUUUGAAAUUCCACCGGGGUUUACUGUCACAGUGACAAUGGUUUGAGUUUCUACCCUGAGGUAAACGAAACCUCUUACCACUCCCCUGCUUUGCCCCCACCCAUCACCCCCGCCUUGAUCUCUCCCCAGACAACAAUAAACAUCUGAACAUUUCAACAUUUUAAAACAAGUAUUGUUACUUUUGUUGCCGCUGAAUUGGGAGGGUGCAUAACUGUAUUCAUGAAUGAUAUGAAUGAUCAUUUUAAAAAAAAUACCAAAGUAGGAAUUGGGGACUGUCAUCAGCUCAGAACUUCUCUUGACCUCUCAACAUCUUACAGACAUAAGAAACGCGACUGACAAUUGUCUGAUCGUACGAUCGAUCUUUACUCAGCUGAUGAAAUAAAUCUAACUAACAACUACAAAAACAUACACACGGAAAACGUAUCAUAAGCUAUCAAAUACAUUUUAACUAAUAUAAAUUAAAGCGAGCACUGCGAUCUUUCCAAAUGGAUUUAACCUACGAUUAGACUUCGCUCAUAAACCUCAAUUUAGCCUUUAAUCUUAACUUACCUCAAUGAGAUCCUCUUUAGAAUAAAAUUCAGAAAUGAUGACAUUUUUAAAGCCUGUGAGAGUGACUUGACUCAGUGAAAUGUGCAAUCGUCCAGUCGCUAUCUCGUGUGCAUUGUCAGGCAACAUUCUGUCAAACGCUUUCCGGACAGUUUUGACGACCUGAAAACUCGGAUGAAAUGGCCCAAGUGAAAGAGAAUUUGCUCUUUUACCGAGUCUUAGAACCGAUUCUACGAUGUCAGAGAUGUCCAAGUUCAUAACUAAACCGACAGCAGCAAAAGCACCUGCACUUGCUCCUCCAAAACAUUUCACCCUACCCAAAAAACUGCUCGCGUUUUGUUCUAGACAAGACAUCACUCCAAUGUGGUAGAUUCCCAAAAAUCCGCAGCCCGAAAAAGUCAAGUUCAAAUCUUGGACGUCAGACAUGUUUAGAAAAUUUCAAUCUUCGUCAGUUUGUCGGUUGAAGGUGUGUACAUGUAACAAAUUUUCAAGUGUAAUAAAUAAUUCUUCGGCCGCCGGGCAAAUCGCCCGCUUAUUAUGACAUCAUAAAUGAGGAUCACGGUAUUUGUUCACAUGACCGGAAGUCACCUUUGUUGACCUUGUGAUUUCGCGCGAGUUUUUGUAAACCGGUACGUGUUUGUGUGUCAGAUUUUGCUUCCGGUACUACCAAAUACUCGUCUCGGUUCCUUGUGAGUACCAUUUAACUUGUAGUGUGUGAAUGAUGACAUUAUUUAAAUAAAGGAGUAAAAGUCAGUGAGAGAGCGAAGGUCAAUCAAGGACAAAAGGUCACUGAAAGAGUCUUUAACGAAAGAUAGGUCAGUGAAGGUCAGUAGAAAAACGGUGAGAUAGAUGUCUGAGAGUGAACAACUUAGAAAGGUAGAUGUAAGAUAUUUAAAAACCAAUCGCACAAAUUGAAGACUUAAUUCUAAUCUGAUCAAAUAACAACAGAUAGGGAGCAAUGCAUUCUUAGAAGACAACCAUAGUGAAUGUAUAUCAGGCAAUCAACUUGUUUGAACUGUUUCAAGGGCCCUGUACCAUACUGGAGAAGAUGGGCUGGUUGUAGAAUUCCAGCUCUCAUCCUUGAUGAUGCAAAAUUUUUAAGUACUGUUCUUAAAUUUUUUAUGCAGAGAAGGAGGUAUUCUCCUGCAGUGAAUUGUGUUCCCAUGGCUCACCACAAGAGUAUCAUAAAAUGCCACCAACUCAUGACCACCUUGUGUAGCCAAACUAAAUCAACAAACAAUGCAUAUGGGUUUCAUGGAGUAACACCAUGCAAAAGACUAUUUUCCCGGUAAAGAUGAUCUCAAAAUAAAGUGGUCACUCUCUUGUUUUAGGUAAAAGACCCUUGCAUGCCAUUUUGAUCAAUAGUGUGCUUGCACUCUGAUGUGUUUAAGAUUUACAAAGUAAAUCACUCUCAUUCACACCACAAUUUUCAUUUUAUUAUUAAAUUCUGUAUAUUAUUAGAACUCAUACUGUACAUCAGAUGAAAAUAAUGGCAAUUUUCUUUUGCAUUCAUGUAUAAAAUAUCCCAGUGGUAAACUUUUAAAAACCUACAGCAAUAAUAUUAAUUACAAGGCCAUAAUUAUUUGCUGCUCAUUCUAAUUAAAAUUUGAGUGGUUUUAUUUAUUAUACAUUACUUCAAACCACAAUCUUGUGUAAAGACUAAAAUCAAAUAUCUUUAUACAAUAAAAUUAUUUCUGUACAAUUACCAUUGCACCAAACCAAACACCUGUCCAGUCAACACCAUGGAAAAAGUAAAUUGAAUAAGACUUUACCUUUUGUAUUCCUAAUAAAAUAGAAAUUUGGCCCAUCAUAAUUUUCAGUUGUUGUAUGUACUUCAACAUAAUAGCUUCCUUGUGUAUUGUGCUACUUAGUUAAUGCAGUUUCCUUCUUGAUAGAUGAUGAGACAGUCAUCAAACUCUUAAGCACAAGCUAGUAAAGACCUACCCAGCAAAGAAUUACUAAACCAUUUAAAAAUUUUCUGGCAAUUUUAAAAAGGUUUGUCUUUCCACAGAUAUCUGAGUUUCCUUGACGUCCUUAUAUAUAUAUAUAUAUAUAUAUAUUAUAUAUAUAUUAUAUAUAUAUAUAUAUAUUAUAUUUUCCCAGAAAUAUCUUUUGAUCUCAUGUCUGUGGGUUAAGUAGCCCAUGCACAUAAUGAACAAACUUAGCCUGAUGAUGUCUGUUUUCUUCUGAGAGAAGAACCCUAAAUGUCUUAAUCUUUGAUUACAAAAUAAUGCCAGAGAUUCCUAUGAUUCUUGUCUGUAAGAAAACUAAAAAUGCUCAUCAACAACUGUAAAUAAUUAGGCCACAGCAGUUUGUACAAGGCCUUGUUAUUGGCACUCCUGGAGUUCUUCAUUCCCACUGAAUUCAGAUUCAACAUCAGUCUCAUAACCAUCUAAGACAACAUAAUCAUCUGAAACUCCAAGGGCUUUGUCUACAUUACUUGCUCCUUGACACUGGCAUCUUGUCAGAUUCUGACUGCUGUGUCUAUCGCUGGCAGUAAUAAAUGGGCGGUUACUAACAUUAUCAUCCCAUCUCAUUGCACUUUGGAUUAAGCUUUCUGUAUUUUCUGCCACUAAGACUUCUAUGUCACUGUCAUCAUCAGAAUGCUUGACUUGCUGUUGGUCAUUUUCGCUAGACCUUCCUUCAUUUACACGGGCAAUGUCUUCCUGCCAUUGUCCUGAAGUUAUGGCUCGUCCAGACUUUUUCCUAAAGAAAAUAGAAGAGUUUAUCUAUUAGUUGUGAUCAGCUAUUGAGAGAACUUUGUGAGGUGUAACCCAAGCAAAAGAAAACAGUGUGAGUAGUUGAAACAAACACAUUUGCUGAAUGGUGACAAAUUAUUUGCAAUCCAAACAAUACAUACCAGCACUGGACUUGAUGCUUGUCCUGGUAGGUGUGAAUCACCAUAUAAACCAUGGAUAACAGCUCAUCGAGGAACUCAUUUCCUGUUUUCUCCACUUUUGGUAGUGACUCUAGGAUUCUAAAGUAAAGGAAAACAACAGAAUAUCAGAUUGAUUCAAAGUCUCUCAGACAAAUUCUAACAAUGCAGACCAAGGUAAACUUACAUGUUUGCAAGAUGCGAGAUCUGUUUCAGAGAAAUCACACAUGGUUUUGCUGCAAGUUUCAACACCCAAAACACCCGGCGAAUGAAGAAGCAUGACCAAAGUUCAGCCUCGUUCACAGCCUCACUUGUACGGUGAAGUACUGGAAUAGAAAUGGAUAAUCAAGAAUUAAGAAUGACUCUUCACAUUGUCUCUUAUGAACAUUUCAAGUGUAACUUACCAUUAAUUUAUUAUGGGAGCAUAAACAAAUGAAUUUCACAUUCUUCAGUUUCUGUUGUUUGAAUGUAAAGUAGUCUAAAUUCAAUUCAACUUCAUUUAGUUCAAAUCAAUUCCUCUUCUGAACCCUAUGGGUGACUACCAUCUAAUUUUUCCUAAUAUCAACCCUGAAUCACACAUUAAGAAUAAAGAAAAUAACUAUAAACUAAAGAAGCUCUGAAUUCUUAGACAAAUUUUCUUUUAGUUCGCACCAUAAGAAAUGUAUAAAGAACAUUAUGGAGAAUAUGCAUACUGAUGUUAGGAACCAAGGGGUUAAAUGAACUUACUGAUGGUGAGCUUGGACUCUCCUUGUUCCUCUAAUUCUGUUGAAUAUUCAUUAUCAGUUUCAUCACUUUCGGAACUUGUAAAAGCAUCUCCUUCUCCACUACUGUAUGAGUUGUAUGCAGACAGUGAACUGACACUGAUCUGUUGUUUGUCAAGUCCAUGGCUGGACUUGGACCAAGAUGAGUGAAGAUACUGAGACAUGGAAGGCCUUUGGACUGGGACUUUCUUUAGAGUCUCUGGAUCUGGAAAGAAAAACAGCAAAACUCUAUGUUAACUGAAUAACAUGAACAACACACAAUGCCUUGAAUGACUGUCCCAUAUCUGUCACUGUGUUAAAUUCACUCAUUGAUCAGUUGAAAUGCUCUUGUAAACUUGCCUUAAGUAGUCAUACCUGUGUAACAACUCAAAUUUAAGGCUUCCAUAGCUUCACCAGAAUGAUAAUGAUGAGGAUGGCAGUAAAAUUAGAAUAAUUAUAAAAUCUUUAGGUUUGUUAACUUUCACAUAUCAACUUAUGACAGACAUACAAAGAAUAUUUUGAAUGGAAACAGUGCAUCUAGACAUGUCUACUUACAAUGCUGCUUCACAAAUCUCAGCGUGUCUCUGUAUCCUUGCUUGCACAUAUCAAAAAGUACAUCUGGUUGUGGAGGAAAGAAUGCACGGGAACACCUGUACAGGUUCUGUAGCGUAAACUGCAUGCUGGUAUUUCGAAGUUCAAUGUGGAAGUCAUUUGAAGAACUGUCCUUGGGACAGAUGUCACUCUCACCACUGAAAGGCGAAACAGUUAUGGUUUCACCUUCUUUGAAGUGCUGUGGGAGAUUGUCAGAAAUCCCUCCAUCUACAUAGUACUGAAAACACAAUUCUGUUGAUUAGAAACAAUUUUGGUCUCUAAUAAAUUUACAUGCCAACCCCAUGAAAUUUAAUAAUUUUUCUGAACAAUGACAUCAUCUUCUGUGUAACAGAGGAUCUAUAAAUAACCUUUCCAGUGUUUGAAAGCAGUUGUGAGAUUAAAGCUGUAAGUAAACAAUUGUUGUCUCCAAAUAAUUCAAUUAAGGGAGGUCUGUGAAGGGAGAUCUAUACGAUUUGCCCUUCACAGGAUUCUUUUUAUGCCCUUAUCACAGAUUAGCUAGAGUCAAUUUUCAAGUUUCAGAUCUUCCUUUUUUUCAUUCCUUUUACACUUUUGCAAGAAUGUAACAGUAGAAUCCCCAUCCCACAUUACAGCCAGUAAAACACCAACUGUGGUCCAAAGAAAUUUUUCAACUGUAUUUUAUUUUCUGUGACUGACUGUCUACUGGAAGGAAAAUCUUAUUUACCUAUCAGCAAUUAUGUCUGAACCCCACAUAUUGAAAUAAUAUCAUUAAUCCUGCAACUUAAUCCUACUCAACAAGAAGAAAAACAGGAAACUAAACCACAUGACAUGAUGUUAAAAUUUACCUUUCCCCUAAAUUUUGCAGGAAGGAAUCCAGAGUAGAAAGGAACAUAUGAGCUAGCAAUCAAAGCCUGAAACAAAGCAUAAAGUACAUAACAUCAUUCAGUGUUUUAAAUAAUAUGUACUCUCACAAAAAUGAAGUACUUAUGGUGUGAGGUCAUGAGUAAGGUGAUGCAACGGAUCUGCCUUCUGUUGUUGUUAGUACAAAGAGGCAUUAAUUCACAAUUUUGGAAUUAUGAGCCUGUACAAGAUGUUUUACUUUAAAACAUCAGCAGUUGUUUUCAAUAAAGGCUAGGUAUUUCAGAAGUGUCUUUGGAAAAGCAGCAAAACAGUGUUUUAAACAACAAUCUUCAUUCUGACUUAAGCCUCCUGUUCUAAGAGGUGUAACAAAAAGAAUUAACGAAGAAUGCUACUGGAGAAAUGACAUCUAUCCUUUUAGGAAAAUUCAACAAAACAUAACAACGACACUCACAUUGUUGAAAACAGAUGGUAUGAGGUGUAGAAAGAGUACUGCCUGAUUGGAAAAAUCUAAUUGAAAUGGUCUUUGAGAAGAUUUAAGCUACACACUAAAUAGUGAUGUGUAUCAGAGGCAAAAUAAUUGCACUGUAAUUUUCACCAUUUUCUAUGCUACAGCAGUUUAGAAUUGAGAACAACUUUCAGAUGUCUGUGAUUUAAGGGCAAUCGUGAUUGGUUAUAACCCAAAAUUGACUAGUUAAUUUGUUGGUUAUGUAACUAGUGGCAAUGGAAUGCAACUUGAGAUGAGAUUGUGGGAUGUUUCCAUUACAAAGGGUACCCAAUACUUAGGUGUGUAGACGUUUUAAAAUUCUUACAAUCAACCAUCUAUUUCUCUUUUGGUGGUAGCCCAUGAGACUGCCUUUGUUAUUUUGCUGCCUACAAUAAUGUGAGACUGCAUGAGACUGUCUUCAUUAUUGUGCUGUCUACAAUAUUGUACUUGUCAAAAACACUGCUGAGUUUUUCAUAUUAAAAUGAGAUGAUACAAAUUAUGUAGAUGAACCUAAACAUUUAUUCAAAGAUGCAUCAAAUAUAUUUUGGCUUUUGCCGAACUUAACCACUGUACAAUUCAACGGAUGCAAGCAGAACUUUCCACUAACAAUGGGCUGAUAAAUUGUUAUUUCUCAAGUGUCAAGUUAACUGUUAAGAGGUUACAGCAUGCCAUCCAAAUACCAUGCAAAUGAUUGAUUAAUAUUGCAAAUACUGGUUAGUCAGGAAUAUUUAAAUGUUUGCAUACAUAAGCAACCGAGUGUCUAUCUUUUUUCAACCGUAAAAUUGGGUUUAAUUCUGAACAAAAAGGGUAGGAAAUAGAUUAACAUGGUGGGGCAUAUGCUCUAAAAUAUUUCUAAUAUCCUCUUUGAACAGCAGGAAAACACUCUUACAGCCAAAACAAAUCCUCAAAACAUGCGACGCUGUGAGCUGAUUAUUAUUUUACAUACAAUCGUCACAAAGCUAAGACAAACACUCCACUCACGCUGCGCAAUUUCCCACACGAAUAAAUUAUUUUGGUGAGCAACAGAAAACAGCUAAGCCUUAAAAAUGAAAUAAGUUCCUAAACUCAAAAAAAUUGUAAUUAAAACUUCCUCUUCAUGAAAAUAGGAUCAUAGUGUCGCUCUCCCAGUGUUUUAUCACACGAGUUUCAUAUUACGCAACUGGAAAAUACCACGCUCCUUACGAAAAGCACGCGAGAAGGUUUUUAGAAUUUUGUUGCUGGAAAAAACAGGUCAAUAAAUGGUCCUUGAUGAUAAAUUUUUUCUUUAAACGGGAACCACUGGCCAGGAAUGACCCUGGCUACAUUCUAUGCAAAUUCCAUCCCGCGCUUGGGCGACUAUUACACCGUCUGAAGCGACAAUGCCAGAAAUGCAAAUCAAGUUGACCAUGAAUUUACGACAUAGAUGAUUAUUACGAAACAUAACUCACCUCAAUAAGAUCUUCUUUAGAGAAGAACUCAGACACAAUAACGUUUUUGAGAUCAGAAAUUCUUGUUAACGACAGAUGAAGCCUUCCACUGGCGAGUUCAUGUGCGUUGGGAGGCAGAAUCCUUUCGAAUGAUCGACGAAGAGUUCUGACGACAUUGAAGCUUGGAUGAAGGGGUCCUAGCGUUAAAGAAUUCGCUCUUUUAGCCAGUCUGAUUACAAACUCAGCACUGUCACUAACAUCUAAGUCUAAAAGCAACGCAAUUGCGGCAAAGGAACCAGCACUCGCGCCGCCAUAACAUUUUACUCGUUUCAAGAGCGCCGGAGCGUUUUCUUUCAAGCAAGACACAACUCCGAGAUGAUAGAUUCCCAAAAAACCACAUCCAGAAAACGUUAAAUUCAGAUCUUGGACUUCAGCCAUGACUAAAAAUUUUCCUCUUGACUUUUAACAACGGGAAUUUAAGGCGAAAUCUCACUAGAAAACGAAGAACAAUUCGACAGACAUCAUGGUGAGCUCGAUUGCGUCGAUAAAUAUAGUUUCGUUUUGCGUGUUGUACGCCUAGUUACCGCCCCUCUCAAUCCCACGUACGUCCCCUUUUCUGAUUGGCUGUCAGCUCAAGAUUUCUUUAGGGAACCAAUCAGAUACGAGCAUGACUAAGCCCUUCUGGCAGUUGAUGAAAACGAUGAAACAAGAUCGUCAAACCGGUUUUGUGUCAAGUAAACAAAACGUGACAAGAAAUACCUGUUGGUUUCUCUUCCUUCUCCUUCACGUGAGAUUCGUGAUGUAUGCCUCCAAGGGAAAGAAGGGAUGCUGGAAUAUUUUUUUCAGUGUCAAUUUUUACUUACAAGAUUACAUUGCAGUUUUUGAUGGCUUUUUUUUCUUUGAAAAUCUGAUGCUCCGUUUAACGUUGCAUUUUGUCUGAAACGUUGGCGCUCUUCAUACAGUCAUUUCCGAUCCUCGCGUGCGUCAAGAUGCAGUGUCUUGUGACCGCAAGAAGAGGAAACAGUUUUCUUGUUAUCGUGAUGUUGGUUUUUUCUUUCUUUUCCUGAACAUAAAGGUUACUUUGGGGAUAAAACAUUAAUUUCAUUAAGAUUUUGUCAAAGGCCAUUGCAUGUCAAACCCCGUCAGACAUUCGGCAACAUUUCAUAAUGCAGCCAUCGGGGGGUCAGUCCGUCUUUCUGUUUGUUGCGAACAAACUUUACCCGUUGGCAGACAUCUGGGGGGCAUUUGCAGAAGUCUUUAAGGGUAAAUAUGGCAAGAGAAAUCCCAUAGAUGAGAGAGGAGAAAAGUAAUUUUGUUUUGCCCGUUUUUUUUCUUUUGUUCGUAAAAUAGCGCUAAGUUCAGAAAAAAAUGUCACGUUUUGAUUUGCUUUAUUUCAUGUAACAAAAACCUCGUUCUCUCAACGGGCUUGAAUAUGCUAUACAUAUGUACCAAAAGAAAAGGGGCGGGACAAGAAAUGGAAAAUUUUUCCCCUUAGGUGUAUUAGGUGUUAAAACAGGCUCCAGAGAAGAACUUCCAAGUUUUAAAGGAUGCUACGUGAUCUAGCAUAAUGCACAAAACUCCAAAGGCCCGUGAAGGCACCUAAAGGCGCUGUUAUGGUGCAUGUCUACACAUACAACCCAGCUAUACAACCACAAUAACAUUUCAGAUACUCUUUUGUUAUAAUCAUAAUGCCAAAGUGUUUAUUAAAAAAGCAAUCUGUGUGAUUUUUUUUUGUCUCAACAAACUUUCAUUCAAGUGGGGCUUACAAGCUGUAAUCUUUUUCAAACAUAGCCAACAACAAUAAUUUAGUCAGAACGCCACGUGAGUCACAAUAAAGACCUUGUGUGGCAUGUGAAGGAAUUCUCUCUCUCCGGCGUGCACUAGCGUAGAGCCAGUUUUACAGAACACUGGGUGUGUGCGUUUUGUUCUGGUCUUAGCCUAUCGCGAGAGCGUAAAAAAAUAAUGAAAAAACGCGGAGAGAAAACUGGAGAUUGAUAAAAGCGCUAUCUUCGUGGAUUAAUUAUACACUAUAACUGUUUUGAUUAAAAAUCAUCUGUCUUCCUCAUAGAUUAGUAGUCACGUCUAAUGGGUAUUCACUUCACCCGUCAAACUCUGUCAAUAACAAGUUCUUUGCACGCUUCUCUUUUCAAUGCUCAUUUGACUUGCGCAAGCUAGGAUCACCAAAGUGAAUUAUCUUUAGUUUACCCAGUAAACAUGGAAAGUUUGUUUUAUGCCGCGACAAGCCUAAUCAUGCAGUUAAUCCAGGAAAUGAGUGAAUGGAUUUCCAAUGUAAAGAAUAUUUCUCAGCGUUAGCUUAUCAUAAUUCCUAACUUUUGAGACGCGUCGGAAGUGUUUUUCAUACUGAAACCUCUUUUCGACUUAAUCCUUUGUAGUAGGGGGUAGCUAUUGCCAACCAUUGUUAUGAUGUGGUGUACAAGAUUCUUAAUUCUGAGGCCGCUAUUUAGUAAUCAGACUUCUGUUUUGUUAUCUAAAAAGAGUAAUUUGGUAUUAUCAACUGAGUUGAUAACGUAAAUUGGCCAUCGUAAAGAGUUUCAUAGCUGAAGUUUCGAGCGCUAGUCUUUCGUCAGAUAACGACCACCAACGCUCGAAACGUCAGCUUUGAAACUCCUUAAGGUGGACAAUUUACGUUAUCAACUCAGUUAAUGAUGCCAAAUUACCCCGUUAUACUCUCCCACCGACGCAGCACCACAGUUUCUCUAAAAACUUACCCCCUUUAUUGUUAUUUAAACAGAUGGCCUAUAAAAGCUUAAUUUUACUUAUUGAACUAAGCUAAGUUGACUCAAAAGGUUUUUUGACGUAUUAAAUCUCGCAAAGUCGAUGCAACACCGUGGUGCACGUGCGAUAUCUGUGAAACCUUUGUUAGCACCAUCAGUAUAUGGAUUCUCUUUUCCCAAAUUGCCUAUGCGAGGUUCUACGAACAUCACAUUUGUGAUUUUAUUUGAUUACAGUUUGUCUACAUCUCAGGGAUGUAUCAUUUUAGGGCCAUUUUCACGAACAAUUUCUAGCUUCCAAUCCCCUUCCCACCCCUCCCUUCACUUGGGAAGAUUCCUUCCCCCCCCCAGUUUUGAGCAGAGCAGAGAGAGGCGUAGCCAGGAUAUAUGCACAUAAUUUCGUGCAGCGCUGACGUGGUCCUUUCUUAAAAAACUUCAAUCUUUCAUCUUAUACUUAAGGACAACACGAACCGCAUGCAAAGCUUCGGGGGCUAUCCUAGAAACCUUGAUCAUCUGGCACAUUACACUAAUUCGUUUGUGUUUACUAACUGUUUGAAACCUGAAUCCAAGGGCGGUUUAAGAACCCUUCACAUCAGCAAAACGCAAUCUCUGUAGCCGAUGUGGGAAAUUUUCAUGGCCUUUAGAUCUCUCUGUUACCACAAGAAAACUCUGACUUGAGCAGCAACGCCCGGAAAUGAACCAGGAUGCCUGUUUAUCCGGCUUUCCUAUUGUCUGCACAGAAGUUGCGCAAAGGAAAAUUACAUGCGCGCACGAGCUUGUAACAUUCGAAAGAAGACCUCAAAUAACUUCGUCAAGGAACUGCACGAGAUUUUCCGAGAACGUCGAAUCGUACUUCCUAUGAAAGAUUUUUUUUCUUGCCUUUCUAAUGAGAUUACUAAGACGUAAGAGGCACGUGAGUCGCGAUGUCUCCUCUGUCACGCGUAAUGUACCCCUCGAUGUGAACUCCAAUGCACUUUCCGUGAUUAAUGUCUAUAAUCAGCUAAAAGUGGUUGCCGUAAAGGACAUUCAUCGCCUGGGUGGGGUUUAAAGGAUUUUUGGGGGAUCACAUGGUUAUCAGGGAGAACGGAGGAGGGGAACAGUCGUCACCAGCGUAUUAUAAAGGUGGGACUAGAAUUGACUGGCACUCAACUGCCAACAUUAGGGGGAUCAUAGGAAUAUUGCAGUUUGAGAGCUUUUGGGGUGAUAACGUAAAUGUUAUCGACAAAAAACCAAUUCCUCCUAAAACAUAUAGUCUCUUUAUUUUAAAUUUUUCUUUCCCUUUUCCAGGAAUUUUGUGCCAGCUGCAGUAGCAGUAAACAUCUGGAAGUUGCAUAAUGGCAAACGGAAAACAAUUGUCGUUUUUGAUGCUUUGUGUGGUACUUGUGAGUGUUGCUGUAGUUAUGGGGUACAGUGUCCCUUGGGGUGUAGCCAUUUUAACCAUGGCCAUCUGCUGGUUUUGGUAUAAACGCAGCCAUGUUGCACGUAUUACCAAUGUAGAGUUUUACAAACUUCACGUUGUGCCGCAGUAUACCAAAGAUGCGUCGUCUCUCGUGACGUCAGAGUGGUCAGUACCUGUGACCGCGGAGGGUAUUGAGGAACCCAACUAUGUGCGUACAUCCAGUAUGAUCGAGUCACGUGAUGCCUUCCCCUGUCAUUUGGUUGCUUUGGGGACGUUCGAUGGAGUGAAGCAAGUUAUCGCUCAUUGUGUUUUACGAGAGACUUCCACCUCUAGGCCACCUGACUUGAAUAAAUUUAUAAGAAUGCUGAAGAUGGGAUUGCCGUUUCCCGCAGUUCAACAGUCUAUGGAGGUUGCUGGUUUAGAUCCAUCGCUGCUAAAUCCGAAAGUUAUCGACGAGUUUGAAAUAUUGGAGACGCCUACAUCAAGUAUAGCUCAUAACGUUACGCUGUCCUCCCUUAUUGUAAAGCCCGAGUUUCGUGGUCAGGGCCUGGGCAAGAGUAUGUGUGCAUACGCACUACAAGUAGCUUCCAGUCUCGGAGCAAAAGAAAUUAUCGGAGGCUGCAAAAAUGAAUUGGUUGCCUUUUACGAGAAGAUUGGUGUUAAAAAAAGAGUCGGCAUAAAGAGAAGAAACAUACCAAGGGUUCGGCUUGGCAAUGAAAUGUUCCUAGUGAUAGACGAAGAAGCAAGAAAACAAGCGUCAGAGAUAAUGACCAUCACAAACGCGAAAUGCUAA